Papilio xuthus (Asian swallowtail) is the source of this 3273-nucleotide messenger RNA. RefSeq lists its product as uncharacterized. The transcript is spliced from 8 exons. NCBI's taxonomy places the organism in Eukaryota, Metazoa, Arthropoda, Insecta, Lepidoptera, Papilionidae. Bases 250 to 2865 code for a protein of 871 amino acids. The record is from RefSeq and is a predicted model, not a curated record.
CGCAUGGAAUCCUCUUGAUGAAACUUCACAUCUACAAUCGUUGCUAAAAAUGUCUAUCUCAUUAGUUCAUCAAGCUGCCUCGCUGUAUUCAUCUGAUGCCAACGUAUAGACGUCUUAUUAUCUUAGCAGCAAGAGGUCAAUAAGUGGUUUAAAUCAGUGAUAACCUUGAGACUUGCGUGAUAGUCUUUGACAUAAAACCUGAAUCACCUAGAGUUAAUUUGACAUAAAAUAACGGAGCGAUUUCCUAGUAUGGAAUGCAAAGCUGCGUGUCAAGCUUGCAGUAAGUGUAUCAGUCUAAGGAAUGAUCUCGAUUUAAGGAAUUUGGACAUGAAGCAUAAACAUUACAAAAAUGAAAUGCUUAGUAUUAAUAAGGAACAUGGCAGAAGUUAUCUGAGUGUAACUGGAUACGGUAACGUGAAGACAUGUGAAUUAACUAACAAAACGAAUCAAUAUCCACCAAAAUGUGCAUUAUGCAAAUUAAUAUUGCCACAAAUCCGGAACCUUGUGAGAGAUAUAAGUAUAAUUAAUAUACAAGAUAUUCCUGGCAUUUGCAAUCAUUGUAAAAAUAUAAAUUCCACGCUUCAAUGUGAAAGAUGCGACUAUAUUUUAAGAAGUUACAUGCAAGAAAAAGAAUGUUAUGUUGAUCAUUGUAAUAAAGAAUGCCAUGAAGUUAUAGCUCGAAUUAAGACUUUGUUAUCUGAGUUCGAAAAACACGAAGAACUCAUGAAAUUCAAAUCCUUAUCCUUGGAUAAACUUUUAAAAUUCUUGAAGCCUUUAAAAAAACCAGUAAAUGUCCAGCAAAAAGAAACGCAAGCAACAGACGGCGGUAUACAAGCGGGGGCUCAAGGUUUUAAAAGUAGCUGUGUUUGUGAAGAUUUGUUAAAGAAGUUACAAGAGAAAUUGGCGACAUCUGAUUAUAAAAAUUAUGGCAAAUCUUUUAUAGAUGGCAAAACACCGUCGCAUGAAAUAUCUCAUGAACCAUUUGAGAAAACAAAUAACAUUGAAAACAAACAAAAUUAUCGAAAAUCGUUUGUUGGCAAAAGCAAAAUACCAUCACGUGACAUAUCUCUUGACCAAGUAGAGAGAACAAAAAACAUUGAAAAGAAACAUAAGUAUAGAAGUUCGUUUAUUGAUAGAAAAGUACCAUCACAACCCAUAACUCAUGAAUGGUUAGAUAAAACUAAAAAACAUGAAAGAAAACAGAAAAAGGAAGAAGUAACUAAAAUGAAAGACAAUAAAGAAGCUGGUGAUUUGAACAAAAGAGAUAAACAUGAGUUUAAAAACAAAGUAAAAAAAUCCGAAAAAAAACUAAAAGAGGGUGUAAUAAACAAAUUGAAAGAUAAUAAAGAAGGCUUUGGUUUGACUCAUAAAGACAAACGCAAACCUGAGUUUAAGAAAACACUCGCAAAGAAUGAAAUAGAGCAAUCUAAGCGAGAUAAGAAAACAAGAAAUAAAAAGCAAUCGGAUAACCUAAAGGAAAAUAAAUAUGAAAUUGAUGCAAAAAAAAUAAAAGUACAGAAUAAGUCCCUUGAUCAAUUAGAGAAAAUGAUAAAUCAACAAAAGAAGCGUAAGCGGGAUCAACAAUAUAAUAUAAAAAAAUUUAAAAUACCGGAAAUUGGUGAUUUGCCGCCACUGCCAGUCAAAAAAUUUAAAGAGCUUACGUCUGAGGACUCUGGAAGUAUUAUAGAAUGUGAACAUUCUGAUAAAGAUUUUACAGAAAUGAUAGAAGGAAAUAUUAUUGUACGUUACAAACGUGGUCAGAGUCGUGUUGAACCCAAAACUAAAAAGCCUUUGUUUUUCAAUGUUACUCACGACUUUGGUGACGAAAGUUUGUCUGAUAUGAAAUUAAGAUCACCGGUACAUUCAAAAACCAAAUCCUUAUAUAAAAAGGAUGAACUGUUUGGUAAGUACCGACUUUCCAACAGAAAGUUCAUCGAAAAUGGUUGGACCGUUCUGCCUACUUUGACGUUUGUUCGUAGGGUAAACAUCUAUAAAAUGAUUCCUUCGAGCCCUAAAUUAGAUUGGCUACGGAGUCAUAAGAACGAAGAUCUAAUAUUUUAUGAGACCGGCGAGGUACUGGCAGAAGUAUAUGAUAACGGUUCAUUCAAGUGGUUUUACAGGGAUGGAAACGUAGCUUUGGAUUUUGUAGACGUUUUUGACAAUGAAACGAAUGCAACAAAAGAGUUUGUUGUUUAUGAUGAAGUUACAAAAAACAAAAGAAGAUGUGAAGAUAAGAUACAAACAUUGGCUAGUUUUGACGAUACAGGACAUGGAGUUGUUUAUGAUCGUUUUGGAUGCACAAGGAUUAAAUAUAAUCAAGACGAAGGUGUACUUUUUGAUAGUCACAUUGCGUCACCAUGUCAUUGGAAAUGGAAUGCCCUUAACGAACCCCCGAAAAUUCAGGUUGAGCAUAUAUUUGAAUUUCUGGAACCCUUAGACCCCUACAUCGAGAAUUUAGAAGACGAGGCUGAAAUUAGCCUAAAAGACGCGGAAAAACGCUCGCUGCCAUGUUCACAAAUAAAAAUCUCUAACGAAUAUGAGGAUGAGAGAAGAGAAAUAGAAUUAAAUAACGUCAUCAGAGAAAAGUCAAUGAAAAUAUUGAUGAACUAUAAGCCAUUUGAAAUAAGGUCAAAGAUUUUUAAAUUAAAUGACCACUUUUCUUUAAGACUGCUUGGUCAAUCUAAAAUAUAUAUUUUGUUUAGAGACGGUAAAAUAUGUCUUAAGCUCAAUGUGGGAAUGACACUUAUUAGCAACGAAGUAUUAGAUAUAAGAGCCGUGGAUAACGACACAAUAAAUACGCAAGAAAAAAAACUGAAAAAUAAUAAAGACACUGAUUUUAAGGGACCUAAUAGUUCUCUAUCUUAGGCAAUAUAUUUAUAUAAGGCACAACAUCGUUUCUAUUUCGAUUUUUUUUAAUUAGUAAGUCUGUUUAACUUCUAAGAAAAGUUUUAAGUUACCACUUGUUUUUUUUUCAUCUUGUGUUUUCGUUAUAUACUCAGUCUUUUUAACUGCGCGCGCUAUAUCAAAUAAAUUAUGUUUUACAAUAUGAAAAUGUAUAAUUUUUGCUUGUGUCAUUGAGGUAAAAUUUUCUACUUUAUGCCGUAAUAGAAUCUAGUCGAUGUUUUUACGAAUCGGGUGAAAGGUUGGGAAUUUCUUGACUGUACUAUUAUGUACACAAUUUGAGUUAAUUGGAGUUACUUACACGUCUUGGUUUAUAAGAUUUCUUGACUAGUGUUAUCAUUUUUCCAUUGCGAUUACCGUAUUAGCUGUAUA